AAUAUGUAGGAAAUAUCGAGUACCCCAGAUUUGUGUGUUGAGUAUCCUGGUAGUUUCCUUCGAUCAAUUUUUAAUUAAUGUUUCAACUAUGAACAUUGGAAAUGUCUGACGACGAAAAGGAUUUUGGUAUUUGUGAAUACUACGAAGACGAGCGUGACAUGUGCAACAGAAUCUUCCUAGAUGAUGAUAGGCGCUUCAGCAUCAAGCUGGACGAGAACUUCGAAAAGGAUACAGUAAGUCACAAUGACAAGUCUUUUUUCGUAAUUAAGCAUGCCAUCUGCUUCAUUUGCUUCAACUUAUAAUUUAUUUUUUACUAUUUUACUAGUGUAUCCCCUGCCAUGCAAUAGCUUUUGUCUUGGAUAAGAUAGGUUUCAGUCCUAUGAAAACUACUAUGGAGGUAAAGAGAGUUUACUUGAAGACCGAGCAUGGUUAUACUUUCCAUGAAAACUAUACAAUGCAAACACCUACACCUAUUUUGAAUGCAAAACUUGGCAAGCACUAUGUAAGACUUAUGCAUUUGAGCCUGAUAUGUUUAUCACCUUUGAUAUUCGUCUGGAAGACGAUAUUGAAGGUAAUAUCGACAUCUGGGUCAAUGUGCAGACACCUCCAGUUAUACUAUUGUCUUAUUUCCAUUCAAGCAAACAUGUCCGGCGCUUGGUAGACAUGACCGUCCACUGUCCCGAGGCUGAACAAAACUGCGAGGGACUCCCGAUGAAUGUUGUGCCUCAUUGGAUCGAGACUAAAGGUCGCAUGCGAAUGGUUAGCUUAUGGCCAAGACAUCCUAGUGCAUUCAGGAUUUCUAAAAGCGAGGAAUGCUUAAUAGUGAAAUACUGGAGCAAAAUUGUGAACGAUCGUAGAGAAGUACUAGGGGCAGCAAAUAGAAGCGCAGCCCACGAUUAGGAGACAGGUUCAUCUGCAUGCUCCAACAUGAUGAAGCAGGAGUGGUACACAUGUUUUAUGCUAUUUUACCUGAGAGAGAGCAACAUGAGUGAUUAGCUAGCUAGAAAUGAGUUAUGAUGAUCAAAUAGCUAGUGUUGAUGGUAAUGACUAUGAUGAUUAUUAUUAGCUAGCGUUGGUUGUGAUUAGAUAGCUACCGCAACUAGUGUUGGUGGUGAUUAGCUAGCUAAAAUGAGUUUGAAGAUGAUGAUGUGUGCUACACUAUGGCUAUGAUGAUUAAAUAGCUACUGUUGGUGGUAUUGACUAUGAUGAUGAU
Molecule: messenger RNA, 1213 nt
Organism: Triticum urartu
Lineage: Eukaryota; Viridiplantae; Streptophyta; Magnoliopsida; Poales; Poaceae
Source: RefSeq, a predicted model, not a curated record